AUGAAGUUGAGUUACAUGAUUGUUCUUCCUCUGCUGCUGUUUUUCCCCCUCUCAAAUCUGUCUCUUCUUGGCGACAUUGAGAUUCUGAAUUACCACUCCAAGGACCCUCGUGGACGGCCACGCAAUAUGAUCGUUUCAAUAGAACUUGUCCGCCCAGGUGGCAAAAGUUUGCUCUUGGUUGGUUUCUCGUGUCUACUUCUUGCUUUUGCUGCAGCUGAUCAUAGCCCUCUCCGGGAUUUCUGCGUCGCUCAAGCCGGCGGUUCGGUGCUCGUGAAUGGACUGGCCUGCAAGGACCCGAAAAUGGUUCGAGCAAAUGACUUCUCCUUUAGUGGGCUCCAUCUUCUAGGCAAGACGUCGAACCCGGUCGGCUCUAAGGUUACCCCGGUGACCGUGGCUAAACUCCCGGGGCUCAACACUCUCGGCAUCUCCUUGACCAGCAUUGAUUACGCACCAUGGGUGUCGCGACAAUGGGGAAUCAACCCACCCCACAUUCACCCGCGUGCCAGCGAGAUUUUGGUUGUCCAAGAAGGAACCCUGGAAGUAGGGUUCAUAACGUCCAACCCCGGCAACCGUCUCGUCUCCAAGGUCUUGCAAAAGGGUGAUGUGUUCGUCUUCCCUCAAGGACUCAUUCAUUUCCAAAGAAAUAUCGGCACAGGAAAUGCCUUCGCUAUCGCAGCUCUCGGAAGCCAAAACCCUGGGGUCAUCACCAUCGGUAAUGCCGUGUUUGGGUCUAGUCCUGAUGUUUCCGCAGACAUUCUUGCCGGAGCAUUCCAAGUUGAUCAAAGUGUUGUUAAUCAGAUUCAGUCUAAAUUCUAGACAUGAGAUCGAUGGAGAAGUUUCAAUGAUUGAUGUUUGGGAUAGCAAAGUGCAUUAGUUCGUCUGUUUAAGCUUGCGUUGA
Messenger RNA from Rhodamnia argentea, 898 nucleotides. Its product is annotated as putative germin-like protein 2-1. Gene Ontology annotation, cellular component: cell wall. Lineage: Eukaryota; Viridiplantae; Streptophyta; Magnoliopsida; Myrtales; Myrtaceae. The record is from RefSeq and is a predicted model, not a curated record. Gene Ontology annotation, molecular function: manganese ion binding. Bases 1 to 816 code for a protein of 271 amino acids. The transcript is spliced from 5 exons.